CAAUGGGGAAGAAGUUUUGGGGGGGGUGGUUAAAGAGGGUUGGGGCUGGGGCCAGGGCCGACCUCAGGAGUGGCGGGGAAUGAGGCUGGGUCCGGAACUGACUGACCCAAGGGGCUAAGACCAGUGGGAGGGGAAGGGGGCCUUGAGCCCAGUCCGGGAUUGGGAAAACAAAUGAGGGGGAGGCGCUGGCCACCUGGGAAUGUCCGAGCGGGGGCCGGGCCGAGAAGAGGCAAGAGGCGUCCAUAUAAAUUGGGUCGGUGGCCUCUGCUCUCCCGGAGCCGGAGCCGCACGGGCAGGUGCUGCCGCACCCCAGCCACCAGGCGCAGAGACAUGGAGCCGCCCGCCGCCUUCUCGGGUUUCCCGGCCCUGCCCUCAGUCGCGCCGUCGGGGCGGCCGCCGUCGCCGGGGCCAGAGCCCGAGGGGGCGGCCGCGAGUCGCGGGGAGCAGGAGCCCGUUCCCGGCCCGGGGCGGCGGCGACGGCGGCCGCUUCAGCGCGGGAAGCCGCCCUAUUCGUACAUCGCGCUCAUCGCCAUGGCGCUGGCGCACGCCCCGGGCCGCCGCCUCACGCUGGCCGCCAUCUACCGCUUCAUCACCGAGCGCUUCGCCUUCUACCGCGACAGCCCGCGCAAGUGGCAGAACAGCAUCCGCCACAACCUCACGCUCAACGACUGCUUCGUCAAGGUGCCCCGCGAGCCGGGCAACCCGGGCAAAGGCAACUACUGGACGCUCGACCCGGCGGCCGCCGACAUGUUCGACAACGGCAGCUUCCUGCGGCGCCGCAAGCGCUUCAAGCGCGCCGAGGUGCCCGCGCUGCCCGCCGCGCCCCCCGCGCCCGCUGGCGGCGCGCUGCCCUUCCCCUACGCGCCCUACGCGUCCGGCCCCGCGCUGCUCGCACCGCCCCCCGCCGCCCCCGGGCCCGCGCCGCCCGCGCGCCUCUUCAGCGUCGAUAGCCUGGUGAGCCUGUCCCCGGAGCUGGCGGGGGUGGGCGCCCCGGAGCCGCCCUGCUGCGCCCCGCCCGACGCCGCCUUCCAGCCCUGCCCGGCCGCCGCCUCCCCGCCGCUCUACGCGCCCGAGCGCUUGGGGCUGCCCGCCACGCGCCCCGCCGGCCCGGGCCCGCUUCCCGCCGAGCCGCUCCUGGCUUUGGCGGGGCCGGCCGCCGCGCUCGGCCCGCUCAGCCCCGGGGAGGCCUACCUGAGGCAGCCGGGCUACGCGCCGGGGCUGGAGCGCUACCUGUGAGCCUUGGCGGAGGCGGGAAGCCCCGGGCGGCCGCGGGCGGGGGCCGCCCGCCGAGGUCACGUCUCCGCCCCGCGUAGCUCUGGGCGCGUCGCUGAACUUGCCGCCUCCUUCUCCUGGACUGAGAGCACUUGUUGCGCCUUUCUGUGCCCCCACCCCACUGGACUGAACCCCGUCUAUUGUGAGUCCUUGAUUUGUCCUUACGUUGUGAGCCCUCGGCUGUGCUCUCCACCCUGUCCGAGAACUAUGAGCCCCCAGACCUUCAAUCUCAAGCAGCCUUCUCGUAUUCCUUUCUGCUCCAUGUUUUUACAGCACAGCAGUGCUCAAGCUCGGGUUUAAAAUUCCUUGGCCGUGCCACAUUUCUUCACUACAUUGUCCACCGCCCUACACUUAGUUAGUCCUAAAUUUCUUCUUUGGUUUAUUAUUACUUUUUAACCACAGCACUGCUCAGCUCUGGCUUAUGGUGGUGUGGGGGGAUUGAACCUGGGACUUUGGAUCCUCAGGCAUGAGAUUGUCUUUGCAUAACCAUUAUGCUAUCUAUCCCACCCCUCCCCCCUCCUAAGUUUCUUACUGGGAGACAGCUCCCUUCCCUCAAAAGUACACCUGAAGCUGUUCCAGGUGCCAGGAUAAUUCAAGAUUUCUUAGACAAGCAGCAGUGGGGGGCAGGGUGGGGGUAAGGGGAUCCUAACUGAAAGUGAGCUGCUCCACGAUCUGGAAACUUAGGACUUACUAGGUUGUUAGUAUUUUUUAAAACAAAAAAUGUUUUAAUUAAAAAGAAAGAAGAACCUUUGCUGUGGGCUCAUUGUGAUGGCUGUGACUUAGGGAGGGGGAGAAGUAGUCUGGGAGCUAGAGGGUGAGUUUUGUUCAGCAUCUUAGGUUGUCACACAUGCCUUGUGAGGGACCAGGUGUGCAUCCCAGAGGUUGGGGUAGAUGAGAAGGGGUGUGUGUCUGUAUACGUGCUCCAGUGAGUGUAUUCAGGCAGUUUGCUGCCUAUGUGGGACUAUUCCUAGCUCUCAUGGAUAAAGGAGAAUAGGUCACUCCUCCAGCAAGUACUGGACUAUGCCAAGCACUGUUCUAGGUACGGGGAACUGAUCUACAAGCAAAUGAGAACGAUCCUGCCAUGUAGGACUUAUGGACCAGUAGGAAAAAGACAUUACUCAGAAAAAAAAAAAAAGCCCUUGGAGAUAUGGAAUGAAUACUUAAGAGACUUGCAUUCAAGUUGGGUCCACUUAUCUUCCACUUCACCAGGGAGCUUGUUAGAAAAGCAAAGUCUCAGCCUCACUGCAUUUUAACAAAAUCCCUAGGUGAUUAGUAUCCACAGUACUCUGAAGGAAAAGCAUUUGGUCAAGGAUGGGGGCUGUCUAAAAGGCUAAUAUUCCCUGUUUUAAGGAGUGAGACCAGACAAACCCCUCUCCACACUUCUGGAACUGGACUUAGCAUUUCAACUAUGUCCCCUAUUUUAUCUCAUCAACUGAAAUCGGAUCUGGAUUGGCCUUUGAUCAUGUCUUACUUUCUGAUGCUGACCCAGAGGCUAAACAUCAGGCCUUCCAAGCCCCCAACACUCUCACAUUCCUAACUCCAUCCAUUAGGACCUGAAUUAGGUAUGGGGAAAG
Messenger RNA from Erinaceus europaeus (western European hedgehog), 2846 nucleotides. RefSeq names its product forkhead box E3 (gene FOXE3). Gene Ontology annotation, biological process: cell differentiation; regulation of transcription by RNA polymerase II; anatomical structure morphogenesis. Gene Ontology annotation, molecular function: RNA polymerase II cis-regulatory region sequence-specific DNA binding; DNA-binding transcription factor activity, RNA polymerase II-specific. The coding region runs from base 172 to 1236 and encodes 354 amino acids. The record is from RefSeq and is a predicted model, not a curated record. Lineage: Eukaryota; Metazoa; Chordata; Mammalia; Eulipotyphla; Erinaceidae. The transcript has 2 exons.